Trichoderma harzianum CBS 226.95 is the source of this 2030-nucleotide messenger RNA. RefSeq lists its product as hypothetical. Gene Ontology annotation, molecular function: transcription coregulator activity. Bases 121 to 1635 code for a protein of 504 amino acids. Lineage: Eukaryota; Fungi; Ascomycota; Sordariomycetes; Hypocreales; Hypocreaceae. Gene Ontology annotation, biological process: regulation of transcription by RNA polymerase II. The record is from RefSeq and is a predicted model, not a curated record. The transcript has a single exon. Gene Ontology annotation, cellular component: mediator complex.
AAGACGAAAACACUGGCAAUUGCAGGUUCUGCCAUUGCGGUCGACAUAGUGCUAGACAACAACAUUGUGCAGAAUGUAUCGUUAGCCUACCAUGGCUCGGCAGCCUCAGUUUCCACGCAUAUGGAGGCGGCCAGUCAAAUCCUGUUGGCAGACUUGAAGCUUGGUCCAAACCAGAGUCCCUUGACAAAGACUCUGGAUAAAUUCGCGUACAACUUUGGCCACAUUGCCAAUCUGGACAAGCUCAGCAUCAUCCCCGGCCUCGACUGCUACGAGGCUUUGGCAGGCAUCUUUACCAGCUUAGAAAGAUUGCAUCACUGGGACAUUGCGAACUUGCGGAAAGAGACGGAGAUGGCAGGCAAGUCAGAUCAGUACCUGUCUCUAGCUGCCCUGUGUACCAGGCACGGCUAUCCCGUUAUGCAUGCACGAAAUAAAGUCGGCCUCGCUCUGCAGUACUGGAAAGAGUUGCGAUUUGUACCCUCUUCAGACGACAAGGUGUUGGCCUUUUCUGAGAACGAAAAGGUUUGGUCGCUUCUACUUGAUUGCGCGCCUAUUGAAUCACUCGGCCUGUCACCAGUCAGAGUAUCCGAGGACUGGAUUUCCAAAGAUGUGGUAAAGCCGGAGAACGAGCAACAAAAUCAAGCACUACAGCCUCACAACCUCCCCAUCCUUGAUUGGCAAGAACCAGAGAACAUCUCACUCCCUUCAUCAGAUGAGAAUAAGAAUUCCGGAAUGGAUGAACUGUCGAUGCAUCUCCCUACGCUACCUCAAGUCACGUUUACGGUUACGUUUGAUCCGCCUGUCAUCCUCCCGCAGACUGACUGCAUCAGACUCUACUCUUAUGUGAACGCCACACCCCCCAAUCCAAGUCCUUCGGCCGACUUUGGUCAGCGCCCUCUUCCUCCACCAACAUUCGACGAUUUGUUCUUCCCCAUAUCAGCAGGGAACAAGCAAGACCCCAGUGAAUCUAGGACGAUUACACGCCUUCGCGAUGUUCGUGUUUUUGAUCGGCAGGGCAAGUCGUUCACCAGAAGUCACCAUAACACACUCUUCAUCUACAAGCCAAUCUAUUCUCAGGAAGUCACAGAAAUGUCCUUUUCACAUCCCCGCCAACUCAUUGACAUGCUUCCUCUCCUUCGCCAAUUCGCUUUCCUUUCCAUAUUGCUGAACAAUAGCUUCGGGUCGGAAACAAAGGAGAGCUCGCCCAAGCCUGUCAAAGCGGCAUCGGCUCCUGCUACUACCAAGACAGUCAAGGAUGAACUGGCAGCGUUCAUGGCGUCAAGCGAUGAUGAAGGACAAAUGGAUAUAGAAGAAGAACAAAAGGUGAAGCAAGAAGCAAAGCCAAAAACCAUCAACGGCGAGAAGGGAACUGGCCAAGAUAUGAACAUCGAUGUCAUAUUAUGGGUUCAUCCAUCACCAUAUCUUCAGGUCGUCUUCCCCGUUAAGGACUCUACCAUUGACAUUACGCUUCGUAUUCUAGAAGGCGGCGUGGUGGAAAUUGUCAAUGAGAACAUAAUUGAACAGCAGGCGUCAACUGGAAAGGGCAAGGUGCUCACUAGACAGGAUCUCGGAAAGGUGCUUGAACGGCUCGAGGAUCUGUGCAAGUGGGCUGAAUGGAUUCGCACGCGCCUUUGUUAAACUCCAGAUCGUCGACAGAAUGAAUAAACAUAUUUGAUACCCUUUGAACUGUCCAUUGCUUUCUUUUUUGGUGUUUAUACUUGUGCUGAGUGAAUUAGCUCGAAAUCCUUUGAUCAUGUUCUAGUUCAGGGAUUUACCUAGGUAUGUUCCACUGUUCUGCUUCUCUAUUCACAGGAUACGCAUCUUAUACAACGUCGUGAUAGUUCAGUCCAUACCAAAUAUUUACCUUCUCCAGGCCAUUAUGUUUUCUAUUUAAACGUCACGAUGCUCCCUUCAUAUCCUCUCCUAUCUCUUCACAACCAUAACCACAAUCAAAAUCACAAUCACAACUCCUUCACCAACACCAAACCCCAAAACCAAAACAAAAACCAGAACCAAAACCAAAACCAAAACCA